Molecule: messenger RNA, 904 nt
Organism: Onthophagus taurus
Lineage: Eukaryota; Metazoa; Arthropoda; Insecta; Coleoptera; Scarabaeidae
Product: osteopetrosis-associated transmembrane protein 1
Cellular component (GO): cytosol
Source: RefSeq, a predicted model, not a curated record
GCAUUAAAUGUCGGACAAUAACAAAGACUUGAAUUAUGUGAUAUUUACCUCUUAAGAAAAUAAUAUGUGGUUUUUAGUUAAUUUUUUAGUCUUUCCAUUACUAUUUUUACAUACAUUUUCUCUAGGAGUUGAAAUGAAUGAUAUUUAUAAUUGUACGAUAUUAAGAGAAAACUUUGGGAUAUCCGUUUCUCAAUUUACAUUAUGUGCAAUUUCAAAUUCCCAUCCUAUAAAAUUGUGUGAAUCUUGUAUUGAUCAGUACAUAAACGUUGGAGAAAGUUACACAAAUUUAUCGAAGUUUAAAGAUGAUAAAGAUUUUUGUAUAUCACAUUAUAUCAACUUGGAUCGAUUAGGCAUUGUAUCAAAUAUGUACGAGAAUGUUUACAAUCUUUGGAAUAAUGCAAAAUGUUACGAAUGUUACGAAGUAAUAAACAGUGUUCUAACCCACAAUUUAUCUCAAGAAACUAUAGAAUUUUUAAAACUUUAUAACAGGACUCAAAAAUGUAUUGGAAAAUAUCCAAAAACGAUGUGUGAUUUUUGUAUGGACCCUUAUUUGAAAUUAAAUAAUUAUUAUUAUAGUAUAAGUAAUGAAAACGAUAAAAUCGGGAUGUGUAUGGAUAUAGUAGAUUUGAUGAAUACAACACGAACAGAAUGGAGUGAAAAAUGUUGUAAAUACAGAAAACAUUCAGAAUACGCAUUUAUUGGUUCUUCCGUUGGAAUUAUGAUCGUUACAAUUUUAUUUUACGUCCUAACUAAAGUUUUUAUUGAUAAAAAAUCAACAAAAAUUGUUACACAACAUCGUUUUGUUGAAUCCUUAUCGUCAUCGAACAGAAGAGACAAUAAUUAAAAAAUUAAGAUUUGUAAUCUUAAAUUUUUGACAUACAUAAUAUGUAAAAAAAAAAAAAUU